Molecule: messenger RNA, 1525 nt
Organism: Ailuropoda melanoleuca (giant panda)
Lineage: Eukaryota; Metazoa; Chordata; Mammalia; Carnivora; Ursidae
Gene: ADIG
Product: adipogenin
Exons: 3
Coding region: 821-1267 (148 amino acids)
Biological process (GO): white fat cell differentiation; brown fat cell differentiation
Cellular component (GO): nucleus; lipid droplet; cytoplasm
Source: RefSeq, a predicted model, not a curated record
AGCAGGCUCAUAGCUGAGGAGCCUGACGUGGGGCUCGAUCCCAUAACGCCGGGAUCACGCCCUGAGCUGAAGGCAGACGCUCAACCGCUGUGCCACCCAGGCGCCCCUAGAAAGUUUUUAAAUGGCAGCCCAGUGACCCAGGCUGACCUAACAGACUUAUUUUGUUGAGCCAACAGUAUUUCAGUGCUUGAAGUAACAUUUUUUAAUUGAGAGAUUUCACGUAAAAAUGCAGAUUUGGGAGGCUCUCUUGGGAAAGGAGAUGUGACCAUAGUGGGCCUGCCUUUCCUGCACAGCAGUUAGUGCCUGAAACUGCGACAGCUGCCUGCUCUCGAUGCACCAAGCUCCAUCCAGGCCACCAAGUGCAGAUGUGGGCACCUGUAGCCAGAAGGACAGGCCCCAGACCUGGCUGGCUCCCGAAGGAAUCUGUGACCUCAAAUGCUUGAACAGCCCCCCUGGGGGCGAUGUUUAGCCCAUCAUUUAUUCUUCUAACUUUUAGCAGCUUGCUGAGGUAAGAAUUCUUUCCUUGUGUCCCAUGAACCCAGAGCAUCUCAGCAGGGAUUCAAACCCAGACCUGCCUGCCUGGAAGCCUGGGCUUUUGUUCUUGGCCAACCUGUCUCACUGCCACUAGCUCCCACCCACUCGUUCAAAAGCACUCAUCCAAAACAGCUCUCCCUUUGCCUGAGGGACACUGUGACUUCCUUGUUGUGUCACCCGCUCAGCCACAAUUGGGCUGAGAGCAGAGUGUGGCCCGGCCCACUGGGUCCCCAGGGCAGCCCUGUCAGCCCAGCCCAGGCAGGCCUGGCUUAGCCACACACGCACCAUGAAGUACCCUCUGGUGCCGCUGGUGACCGACCUCACGUUUUCCUUCCUGGUGUCCUGGCUCUGCCUGCCCGUGAGCUUGCUGUUGGUCCUGUUGAUCAUCUGGCUCCACUUCUUACUGAGCCAAGACUCAGCCUUCCAUGCUUUUCCAGCCUGGCUUUCCUGGAGUCCGCAGAGCCGUGGAGGCAACCGAGCUGGAUGGGAGAGACUCACCGAUGAGGGAAGACGACUCUGGCCAGUGAGAUGCUUCCCGACUCCUCUCCUCCACCAGUGGACUCAGGAAAGCCUCCAGAGGACCCAGCUCCUUUCCCACUAUAGACGACCUCCCAGGGCCCCUGGGGAGGAGCCCGAGCCUGUGGAGAUGGGAGAAGCAGGCACGCGGGGAGAAGUUGGCCAACUGAACUCAGAGGAGGUCCUAGCACAGGGCUGGGCCAGAAGGUGUUCCUGAGUUGUCCCACCAUGUGGAAACACCGAGGGUGAACGUUAAGUGCCUGUUUCCCCAGGCCUUUGUCCUGCUGUACACGUAGCCCUAAAAUGCACACACAUACUGUCUUUCUCACACAUUCAACCCUCUCCCCUCACCCCCCACCCGACACACACCUCUUCCUCCACACAUGCCUUGUUCUAGCUGAUGAGAUUUUGGCUACCUGUGUUUUCCUGGGAGCUUUCCUGGCAUUGAAUAAAGAGUUUUGGUGACAAAUAUCCC